Plectropomus leopardus (leopard coralgrouper) is the source of this 3858-nucleotide messenger RNA. It is a transcript of the gene utp6, whose product is annotated as UTP6 small subunit processome component. NCBI's taxonomy places the organism in Eukaryota, Metazoa, Chordata, Actinopteri, Perciformes, Serranidae. The record is from RefSeq and is a predicted model, not a curated record. Gene Ontology annotation, cellular component: Pwp2p-containing subcomplex of 90S preribosome; small-subunit processome. Gene Ontology annotation, biological process: maturation of SSU-rRNA from tricistronic rRNA transcript (SSU-rRNA, 5.8S rRNA, LSU-rRNA). Gene Ontology annotation, molecular function: snoRNA binding; protein binding.
GCGGCGAAUCACAACUUCCACCCAUGUGUGGAGGAGAGAAAUGCCUCAUUGCGUUCAGUCUUGUGGUAUUUUGAUCUAAAGUUGGCAUCAGUAACUUUGAUAUCACCAAAUAAUAGUCGCACCUGAGCCCGUUGCGGCUGCGCCGGCGCGAUGGCGGAGAUCGUUCAGACGCGGAUUGAGGAGAGGAUCCCUGAGCUGGAGCAGCUGGAGAGAGUGGGACUGUUCACUAAGAAAGAAGUCAAAUCCUUAAUCAAAAAAGCCACAGCCCUGGAAUACAAGCUCCACAGGCUGGUUGUAAACAAAGAGGACUUCAUUGCAUACAUUCAGUAUGAAAUCAACGUUUUAGAGCUGAUCAAGAAGAGAAGGGUGCACGUACAUUACCAGUUCAAAAGAGAGGAGAUUGAGUUCCCCGUCAUCCAUCGAAUAAACAGUGUCUUCAGGAGAGCAACAAAUAAGUGGAAGGAUGAUGUGCAGCUGUGGCUCUCACAUGUUGCCUUCUGUAAGAAAUGGGCCACCAAAAGCCAGAUCAGCAAGGUGUUCUCCUCCAUGCUGGCCAUACACCCCGACAAACCAGCUCUGUGGAUCAUGGCAGCCAAGAGUGAGCUAGAGGAUAGAAACUCCUCGGAAAGUGCCAGACACCUUUUUCUGAGGGCUCUGCGCUUCCAUCCAAACAACAAGAAAGUCUACCAGGAGUACUUCCGCAUGGAGCUGCUGCACUGUGAGAAACUGAGGAAGCAGAAGGAAGAGCUGGAGAAAGCUGAGAUGGACCUGGGGGAAUAUGAGUUUUCUCCAGAGAUCCUGAGCGGCAAACUGGCUGAGGUUGUGUACAGAGAUGCUACAGGGAAAAUCGAAGAGGCCGAGUUUGUCGUCUCUCUUCUGAACAUAGCCGCUAUCUUCGACUUCACCAAAGAACUCCAGGACUUCAUCCUGCAAGACUUACAGACCAACUACACACAGGACAGCUUGACGUGGGAUUUCAUGGCUAAGAGGGAGCUGGAGGCUCCGGGGGCCGGGGAGGAGCUGCAGACAGCCAAGGGCCGGGCCUCAGAUAUCACCCGCAGAGAGGAGCGCUGCUGCCAGGUCUAUGAGGAGGGGGUCAAGAGCCUCAACACUGAGCCCAUGUGGACUUGCUACGCAGCCUUCUGCUUGGAGAGGGUGAAGAGGAAAACCAACGUCCAAGAGCUGAAAGAAAAGCGGCAGGAGAGGCUGCUGGGAGUGCUGCAGCGCGCCCACGACUCAGCACUGCUGAAGGAGGAUUAUUAUAAGAACUGGUUGAAGAUCCUGCUUUCAUCGGGAGAUGCAGAGGGAGCGGCCAGUGUUGCCAUGGCAGCUACGCAGCGCUACAGCCAAUCAGUGUCAGUGUGGGGCCUGAGUCUGCAGACGCUAAUGCAGCUGGGGAGUGGAGAUGUGGGCAGGCUAUUCCAGGAGGCUCUCACACACGUCAAUCCCAAGGAGAGUCUCCCACUUUGGCAGCUGCAGGUCCAAUGGAGCGUGGCCAGCCAGAACCCUGAGGAGACGGAGGCCGUCUUCAAGAGAGGUCUGGUGUCUGCAGUAGCGGCUGUUGCUAUGGAGAUGAAAGAGGGAUACCUUGAUUGGUCGUACUCCAGUGGAGGCUACAAGAAAGCAAGGAAGACCUUUACAAGCUUACAGGAAAACCGUCCUCUGUCCAAGGCCUUUUUCACCAGAAUGAUUGAGAUCGAGAAGGAACAAGAGACUCCCAAAAUUAACAAUCUGAGGGAUUACUACGAGAGGGCCCUGCAGGAGUUUGGUACCUCAGAUGACGAUCUGUGGCUGCAGUACAUCAAGGAGGAGCUGGGACCCCUCGGACAGCCAGAGAACUGUGGCAAGAUCCACUGGAGAGCCAUGAAGUUCCUGGAGGGCGAGAGCGUGGAGAGAUUCACUUCCACGUACACUCUGAUUCAGACCGGACAUUUAUGAGCCGCUCUGAAAGGUCCGUGUAUUCCAGAUCGAGGCCUGGAAGUUCAGAGUUUGUCAGCUGAAGAAGCAGCACGUUUCGGAGAAAGUGUUUUUCUACAUCCUGCUGUGCCCAUCCAUGAAUUGUUUCAUUGCCUUCGAUUGAAAAGCCAGUGUUGCAGUUUCUGAAGUUUGCGGUCCAUCAGGAAAAAGGCCUGUCGAUUCUUCUUCAAAUGUUUGAGCAGUGUUGAAGGGAGUUUCUUCAUUGAGAUUCAUCUUGUGUUUGCAGCUUUAAGCGGUCGAGUUUUACAGUUGUAAUUUACAACUUUCCGUUUUCAUUUACAGUAGUUUGUGCUGCAUUUGAUACCAGCCUUAUAUGGGUAACAUGCAUUGUAAAGAUAUCCAGUUUGAUUGAAUUCCACAUUUAUUUGGCUUCUUGAAAAGACAAACUUUGAUGCUGUUAAAAUGAAAUUAAAGCAGUCUUUCAUUACAGGGUGUUCUCUGUUGUGGUCCCUCUUGAGACAGUGACAUAACAAAUAUGCACAAAUAAAACACUUUUUUUCUAGACUCUAAUUUUCAGUAACCCACCCAUUUUGAAACAGCACUCAUGGCAGGUUAGUGAAGUUAAUUUAAGUUACAGUGCCAAAAAAAACAUUCUUUGUCCUCUAAAAUUCUUGUUUCACAUAUCAAUCCAGUGUUUGCCCUCAGUACCAAGACCAUUUCUUUCAAAUUACUUCCUUUCAUGGUGCAAAAUGUUGCCUUAAAAAAAAAAACAUAAAUAUUACGCAGCAGUAGUACAAUGGGAAAUGUUUCAAUGGCCAGCUGAAACACUGUCCAUAAAAAUCUUAAUACUUUUACAAUAAGUUUUUAAGUACACUUUGAAUGUUACGUUUAAGAGGAGUGUGGCACCUACAAUAAUGUAACAGCCAUGAGGUAUGAAUUCAAAAAGCAUGAUAUAAAUGGACCAUAAAGUUGAAUUUUUAAGUCUAAUAAUAUAUAAUACACCAAUAAAUUGGUAUUACAAGGGAUUACAUUGUGUUUAAUACUCCAAAACAAAAUGAAAAUGCUUACAUGGGCAUCGACAACGGUACUUAAUGGCAUCUAUUCAUUUAAAAAGCUGUUCAUGAGAGAACCUUGUGGGCAGUUUUUGGGGGGACUAUGAUAUUAAAUACAUUUAUAAAUAUGACACUAUUAAAGACGUUUAAAAUAUUAAAUUACCACAUACAUUAGUUUUAGGGCAAUUAGCUUCUCUUGAUAUCUCAGUCAAACUUAAAGGAAGUUAGUACAAACAUGCAAACAAGAGAACAUUAAAAAUUGUGCUUUAAGGCAGGAGUUGUUAUGGCGAAUGAUUAUUUUCAAUAAUAAUCCCUUUAGAAAAUGAGGCAAUUAUGAGGUUACAAGCAAGUCUUCUCUAUGAAUCUAUCUUUGAAAAUACUACUAAUGUGUGUUGUAGGGCUGGCAGAUGUUCUGGUUUGCUGAUUUAUUGAGCUACUUGGGCUAUUUAAAACCAAUCUGGCCAGUUUACUGCUGAUGUAAUGAAGCGUCCGUGCUGACAUUGGUUGUUUCUGUAUCAGAGACCGAACCUGAGAAAAUACUUAACUGUGUUAAGGACAUAUUUCAGUCUACAGCUUCAGCCUGCAACACUUGUGAUGAGCUGCUGAGUCAUUAGUCGUAUAAUGGCUAAAUGCUUUAUCAGAGGCCUGUAAAGGAUAACAUUUUGGGGUGACAACAAACCCUUUUAGUUGUAACACUUUCUAUUUUAAAGGGACAGUUCACCCAAAAAUAAAAUAAUUAUAUUUUCUUUCAUACCUUUUUAUCAGUCUAGAUUGUUUUUUUGUCUGUGGAUGAGUUUUGGAGAUACCAUCAGUAGAGAUGUCUGCCUUCUCUCCAUUAUAGUGGAACAAGAUGGCACUCUACAUGUGGUGCUCAACGUGCCCAAAAAUA